Messenger RNA from Ilex paraguariensis (yerba mate), 181 nucleotides. The record is from the annotation of a GenBank genome assembly. Lineage: Eukaryota; Viridiplantae; Streptophyta; Magnoliopsida; Aquifoliales; Aquifoliaceae.
AUGGCAAGCAAACGAAGGAAUUCUGUCAAAUCAAUUCAAAAGCCAAUUAGAGCCAUUUGGACAACAGCUACCCAUGAACUAUUUGUCGGUUUAUGUGUUGAACAGACAUUAAAAGGGAACAAGCCUGGGACACACUUCACCAGAGAAGGACGGAGGAAUAUUGACAUGCUGGUAUACGAAG